Messenger RNA from Cherax quadricarinatus, 914 nucleotides. The record is from RefSeq and is a predicted model, not a curated record. Lineage: Eukaryota; Metazoa; Arthropoda; Malacostraca; Decapoda; Parastacidae.
UUUGUGUGUGUGUUGUUGGUCACGCAGACACGGAGAGCUUGUCGGGCACGCCGGGGGGACGGAAGUUAUGGACGGAUGAGGAUAUGGACAAGGCGUUGGAUGCCUUGCGGAACGCUGUCAUGUCGCUUAGUAAAGCAGCGCACGUGUACGGCAUCCCUGCCACCACGUUGUGGCAACGGGCACACCGCAUGGGUAUCGAGACACCUAAGAAGGAGGGACCCAAUAAGACGUGGAGUGAACACGACCUUGCUGGUGCCCUGGAAGAGCUUCGCAGUGGUAGAAUGUCCGCAAAUAGAGCGUCCAAGGAGUUUGGCAUCCCAAAUUCCACAUUGUACAAGAUCGCCCGUAAGGAGGGCAUCAAGUUGUCAUCACCGUUCUCAGCCAUCCAGCCGUCUUGGAACCCUGAUGACUUGACCAAAGCCCUGGAUGCCAUCCGCGGGGGGAUGAGCGUCCAGAAAGCCGCUCAGGAAUUUGGUAUCCCCACGGGCACACUCUACGGGCGGUGUCGGAGGGAGGGCAUCGAACUCAGCAAAUACCAAGGUGUGCCAUGGUCAGAAGAAGACAUGAAGGAUGCCUUAGAAGCCGUACGGGUAGGCGAGAUGUCCAUCAACCAGGCUGCUAUACACUUUAAUCUGCCUUACUCUUCGUUGUACGGGCGCUUUAAGCGAGGUAAAUAUGAGGAUGGUUUGCCUCAUCAAGAUUUCUUACAUCAGGAGAUGACGAUAGAACAUUAUCCUGCAGAUGCACAGCAGACGUCUCAGAACCAACAGCAGCCGCUGCAGCAGUCGCAGCAGCAGGCAACACAACACACACCACCACCACCACCACAGCAGCAGCCUCAACAGCAGCAGCAGCAGCAGCAACAACAGCAGCAGCUCACUCCAGGACCUCCAUCGGAACAAUAUUGACUAGAU